Trypanosoma grayi is the source of this 1620-nucleotide messenger RNA. RefSeq lists its product as hypothetical. The record is from RefSeq and is a predicted model, not a curated record. The transcript has a single exon. Lineage: Eukaryota; Euglenozoa; Kinetoplastea; Trypanosomatida; Trypanosomatidae. The coding region runs from base 1 to 1620 and encodes 539 amino acids.
AUGUUAUCCUCCCGGCAACUGCUCGCACGCCCCGUCGCGAUGGGGUCGGUCGCGUCGUACCGGAAGGGGAGUUACCACAUCGUCCCAAAGAAGCACACCGUGGGGCGGCGCAUUGCGGUGCGCAGUUACCUCGACCGUAACCGCACUGAGUUGUCAGACCGCACGUAUAUGCCGCAGAAGGCGUGGUUCGAGGCGUACACGCCGAAGCGCUUCGAGCGGGAACACGAAGAGCUAAGUCACAACUUCUACAACCUGGAGACGAAACUUAUCUGGACCGCCUUCGACACGCCUGAACUCAUCGGUAUUUUGCUGCACGAUGAGACGAUAAAGGGGGCGAAGCACCUCUACGACGCGGAGUUCCUCGAUGCCGCGCUGCACUGGACGCGUGAGAGCCGGUACUGGCGCUGCAUAGGCAUCACGAAGCCGUUCUAUAAUAAGACGACGCUGCGGGCGCACUGCUGGCACGACGGCGGCAUGCAGGUCGGCACGCUUGUCCUCUCACAGGCGAUGCGUCACGCCUUAAUGGACCUCGAACGUGCAGUGCGACGGAAAGAGUUGGGCCUCGAACCGAACUACAAGUGGGACCGCUGGGGACCCAUCGGCUUCAUUGACGGCGCGCAAGCGGACUACCUCCCACGUUUUGCCCACAACCCUCAUGUUGACCCGGACGGCGUGGACGUGACGGAACUUGACGUGGCGCCAUUCAACACGCACGAGCAGAUAAAGGAGCGCUACGGCGAGUUUAUUGAGCCCGACCUGGCGCCGUUUGAUGGUGUCUUUGGCGCGCCAUCGCACGGUGCCAUGUCGCUUGACGAUGUGCCGCAACAGGCGGCGGUACAGCUAUACCGCGACCUUAAAGAGCAGGCAGGAAUACCAGUGCUCCUGGGCGGGGGGGCGGAGAUUGCACCGGCAGAUAUGCGAGCGCUCUUCUACCUCAGCGCCGACCCACAGCGGCUGGCGAGGGCGCAGGGAAUUGGUUCAUGGCAGGAGGUUCGUGAGAUGCUGACACCUGUGCAGGAAGCAAGCGACGAAAAGAUUGAGGCACUGCGUCUCUUACAGAAUACACGACAUGAUGCAAACCGUGUACGGUGUUUCUUUGAGGAGAAGUGUGGCUUCGCAGACUUUAUGCAUACACCGGAUAAAGUCAUCACAGCGGCGGUGUUGUGUUAUCUGCAGGAGUUGCAUCGGAUAUGCACCGAGACGGCGUGGGGCAAGCCACUUGCGGUGGCCCUGACCGAUGCGGAGCGGGUAGAAGUUAUGGGGAAGGAAGCAUUUUUAGUGUAUCGUCACAUUGAGGAUGCAAUACUUGAUAAGCGGCGACGCACAUGGGCGACGCGCUUUUCCGGCGAGGCGAACGAGGAGAGCACGCUCGACUAUCUUCUGGAGAACUUUGGUCGUCGUACGGAGCAGACGCGCAAUGUUGGGUCAACUGGCACGGAGUUUGACAGGGAGCAGGAGCCCAUUGGCCGACAGGUGCAGCGGCGCGUCAUUGACGCGGACAAGGCCAACAAGUUGGCGGUGGCGCGGCAGCAAAAGGGUAAGAUGUGGUCCAAAAAGAAGAGCGUCUUUGACUCCCUCCAUCAGAAGCAGAUGCAGAAUAUUACGUAUGGCGUUCGUUAG